GCACGAUUGUAACCGGCACCCCGGCCGUGAGGAAGGGAAUCCUAUUCUUGAUUAUGAUCUGGGCCGCCAUCUGCUCCCAGAUGUCUGGCAACGCCUUUGUCAGUCACUACCUCAGCCCCGAGGAGAUUUCUAACAUGUUCGAGGGUCCUCUAGUCGAGAGAAUUGACUUUGUUCACAUCGGCGAGAAAGUCCAACUUGUUGAUAGGCCUUUCGUAGAUCGAUCGAUCAACAAAACGUUGUUAUGGGUAAAAGGUAGUGUAUUCUUGUCUAACGACUAUUCUGUCUACGUUCGAGCUUCUAAUCGUCUUUUCCUUCUUAUACCCGUGGACGAGGAUUGGAUGAGUCACGUGCGGGUCCUGUGGGGCACCGCACUUGGGCCGGUACCAGAGAGGCCAGGUGGGGUCACACCCCUCCUGACGACACUCGCCCGAAAGAGAUACCGACCGGCAAAACAACGAUUACCUAAGGACAAGGCCACGAGAUCUCACGUGACCUCACGUGACGGCCAAGUUACCCGAUACCUUGAUCGUAACAUUUUGAUUGCUCCUGUUCACACCCCGGCUACAAACAGCAAGGCGGCCCAGAAAGCCCCUGCUCGGCCCAAGGACAAUAGCGACAGUAAUGACGAGGAAGACCAGCUCCGUAGGCAGGUUGCUCAAACCAACCAGGAGCUCCACGAACAAACGCUCCGCGCAACCCAACUCCAAAAGGAACUCCAGGCUCUCCGAGCCAGUGCUAACGUUACCUCGACCCCUCUUAAUGGGCGCGAAAAACUCAAAUUUAACCCCCCAACCACAUUCGAUGGCACACCUGGACAACUUAAAGGGUAUUUUGUACAGUCAGCCUCCGCUUAUGCAGCCGAGUUCAGAAGGCUAGCAAUAAGGCUGGACAUAAUUGAAAAAACCAAGAUCCUCCAAUUCUACCAGGGACUGAAGUUAAAAGUAAAAGACGAGGUAUCCAAGCUCGACCGACCCGAGGAUUUCCUCGAGUACGUCGAAUUUGCCAUCAAAUUUGACAACCGGAUUUACGAACGCCGACAGGAAAAACAAGGCGGACAGCGAGUGUUCGUCACCUCAACUCGACAAGCCAACACGGGACGCAAAUACCAACACCCUCAACCCAUAUACCACAAAAAUAAUGGUGGAUGGCAGCAGCCCCGUUAUAUGGCGCCCCAAACCUAUAAUACAGCUUAUGGUACCCACAGUGGACCCAUGGACCUCAGUGCCACAUAA
This is a messenger RNA of Pyricularia oryzae 70-15, 1232 nucleotides long. RefSeq lists its product as uncharacterized. The record is from RefSeq and is a predicted model, not a curated record. Lineage: Eukaryota; Fungi; Ascomycota; Sordariomycetes; Magnaporthales; Pyriculariaceae. Bases 54 to 1232 code for a protein of 392 amino acids. The transcript has 8 exons.